Molecule: messenger RNA, 1841 nt
Organism: Atta colombica
Lineage: Eukaryota; Metazoa; Arthropoda; Insecta; Hymenoptera; Formicidae
Product: coagulation factor VII
Exons: 11
Coding region: 109-1740 (543 amino acids)
Biological process (GO): proteolysis
Molecular function (GO): serine-type endopeptidase activity
Source: RefSeq, a predicted model, not a curated record
CGCGUACGCGAACGCGCGAUACACGCGUUCACGUACGUAGUUCCCUCGUCUUCCGUCUCAAGGGUGUGGGAUAGGAAACGAGCGGCAGCAUGUCGCGAUCAUGACGCGAUGCGUCCACAACAGGAGCACUACCGGCCUGACUCGCCGACGAAUGCGUCUCUGUCUCCGUCGCCGAACCGUCUGCGCUCGUCCUCCUGGCUGCGAUCCACCGAUUCAUUUCCGGGUAUGAUCGCCGGCGACACCGCCACGAUCUUCCGAGUCCUCGUUGUCUUGCUCGUCAGUUACGCGGUCACGGCUAAUAAUCUGCAUGAAAAUAAAACAUUCGUCUUUGGAGUUAAACACAACGUAAGCUGUCUUCACUCGAUCGACCAGCUGUCUGAAGAGCAUUUGCCAAAAAACAGAGCGACAAAGCUAUCUCAUUUCACAAAUUGGAGCGAAUGGUCGGUGUGCGAUCGACACUGCAUGCAAAAUCGCGUCAGGAAGUGCCGAUCAAAAAAAGAUUGCGGGACUAUUGUACUUAAGGAGGAACGUGAUUGCGAACAUAACAGAAAGGGUCGUCAAAGGCGAUGCAAACAACGUCAGCGCCGGAGACGUCGACGAAGAAACGAAAGAUUUCACGUCGUUCAAGUACCUAAAGAAGCAGAGCCUAGACAUGGAAAACAAAAAGGCAAAAACAGUAAGGAGAACUUCAAAAGACAAUAUGGAAAAUGGAGUAAAUGGUCGCCUUGCACGAGACUGUGCACUACUCAACGUCAUAGAUGGUGCAGAAAGCCGGGAAUUUGCGAGCGCGAUGUGAUACGAGAAAGCGCCUAUUGUUACGUUGAAGGUAGCUUCUGCCAAAGAUGGAUCCAUCGAAAAAUUCGCGGUAGCCACGAAGAAGACGGCGAUGACUUGGUAUUGGACGAGUUCGAACUCAAUCCUAAUGCCGUGGAUAGCUUCGCUCCAGAGAAGAAUUCAAACGUUUGGAAGUGUGGAAUAGCGACUCAUAAAGGAUCCAGAUUAUCAUACUUCACACGAAUUAUCGGUGGCCGUCCGACUGCACCUGGAAACUGGCCAUGGCAAGUGGCCGUGUUAAAUCGAUUUCGGGAAGCUUUUUGUGGUGGAACAUUGGUAUCCCCAAAGUGGGUAUUAACUGCCGCACAUUGCAUUAGAAAACGCCUUUAUGUUCGUAUUGGAGAGCACGAUUUAACGGUGAAAGAAGCCACGGAAUUAGAGCUUAGGGUGGAUUCAGUGACUAUCCACCCGGAGUAUGAUGCCGAUACUGUUGAUAACGAUGUGGCUCUACUUCGUUUACCAGUUACCUUGACCCCAUCUCCUUCGAGAGGGAUUGCGUGUUUACCCGCAUCAAAACAGCCCUUACCUACGAAUCAGUUGUGCACCAUUAUCGGCUGGGGCAAGUCCAGCGUGACGGACGAUUUCGGAACGGAUGUGCUACAUGAAGUUAAAGUUCCAAUAGUGUCUCCCGAGACUUGUCGAGAGGUCUACGUGGAUUACAGAAUAACGGAUAAUAUGUUCUGUGCGGGUUAUCGCCGUGGUAAAAUGGACUCUUGUGCGGGUGACAGUGGGGGACCUCUGCUCUGCAGAGAUCCUCGGAAACCUGAACAUCCGUGGACAAUUUUUGGUAUCACUAGUUUCGGCGAAGGUUGUGGCAAGCGUGGUAAAUUUGGUAUAUACGCCAGACUAUCCAAUUACGUGCGUUGGAUUAUGAAAGUGAUGAAGCAAACUGACGAUUAUAUUUAAAAAACACAAACAUCAUAGCGAACAUCAUAACUGUAUUAUAAUUGUAAUUAUAGUGUUUGCAUAAACGAGCAUAAAAAUUAAAAAUACAACGGGCAAUCAGG